AUGUCGUCCAUGCGCAAUGCCGUCCAAAGACGGAAUCACAAGGAGCGAGGCCAGAUCCAGGGCCGUGAAAAAUGGGGUAUCCUUGAAAAGCACAAGGACUACUCCCUCCGUGCAAAAGACUACAACCAGAAGAAGGCCAAGCUCAAGCGUCUGGAAGAAAAGGUCCGCGACCGGAACCCCGAUGAAUUCGCCUUUGGGAUGAUGUCGUCGCACUCGCAGAAGGCGGGCAAACACGGUACGGCGUCGCGCGACUCGGCGGCGGGACUCAGUCACGAUGCGAUCAAGUUGCUGAAGACGCAGGAUGCGGGGUACUUGCGGACGACGGGCGAGCGGAUUCGGCGGCAGAUGGAUAAGCUGGAGCAGGAGAUUCAGUUGCAGGAUGGCAUGGUGCAGAGUCUGGUGGGGAAGAGGCCGAAGAAGAAGAAGGCGCCCGUGCGGGAUGAGGGUGAUGAUGAGCUUGAUUUUGAUUUCGAUGAGGAGUCCGAGGAGGAGGAAGAGGCGGGGCCGAAGAAGACGGUCUUUGCGGAUGACAAGCUGGAGCAGAGGGCUUUGAAGAUGAAGCGGGUGCAAGAGGAGGGGGCUGAUGAGGAGAGGGAAGCAUCGUUUGGAGAUCUUCAGCGGAAAAAGACUGCGAGGGAGCUGGAGGCAGAUCGUCUGGCGCUUCAGGAGGCUCGUCGCGCUCGGAAGAUCAAGCAGCGUGCUCAUGUGGCGAAGCAGAACAAGCUGGCCGCGCUUCAGAAGCAGCACAACGAUAUCACAGCUGCGGAGCGCCAGUUGGAUUGGCAGCGUGGACGGAUGGACAACGCCGUCGGAGGGACGAACAAAAAUGGGAUCAAGUGGAAGAUCCGUGAGCGGAAGAAGUGA
Aspergillus bombycis is the source of this 864-nucleotide messenger RNA. Its product is annotated as rRNA-processing protein UTP11. The transcript is spliced from 2 exons. The record is from RefSeq and is a predicted model, not a curated record. Gene Ontology annotation, cellular component: nucleolus; small-subunit processome. Lineage: Eukaryota; Fungi; Ascomycota; Eurotiomycetes; Eurotiales; Aspergillaceae. Gene Ontology annotation, biological process: rRNA processing. The coding region runs from base 1 to 864 and encodes 287 amino acids.